UCUACUGCAGGCGGAGAGAAGGGUGGGGUUGGCAUGGGGCAGUGUUUGAGGCACCAGAUGCACUGGGAGGACUUGGAAGAAUACCAGGCCCUGACCUUCCUGACCAGAAAUGAGAUCCUGUGUAUCCAUGACACCUUCCUGAAGCUCUGUCCCCCUGGGAAGUACUACAAGGAGGCAACACUGACCACAGACCAGGUCAGGUCCCUGCCAGCCCUGAGGGUCAACCCUUUCAGAGACCGAAUCUGCAAAGUGUUCUCCCACAACGAUGUGUUCUCCUUUGAGGAUGUGCUGGGCAUGGCAUCUGUGUUCAGUGAGCAGGCCUGCCCCAGCCUGAAGAUCGAGUAUGCCUUUCGCAUCUAUGAUUUUAACGAGAAUGGCUUCAUCGACGAGGAGGACCUGCAGAGGAUUGUCCUCCGACUGCUCAACAGUGAUGACGUAUCCGAGGACCUGCUGACCGACCUCACGAACCACAUGUCCUAGAGUGACAGUCCAAAGUGUGACAGGACAUGAAGGCAGCCUCAUGAAUCUGUUUGUCCUAAGACCAUGGGAACCUUCAAGUGCUUGUGGUCUGGAUUGAAACUAGAAGCAAAGAUAAAACCAUGAGAGGUCAUCACUGCCUUCUAGACCUGACCGGGCCCCUUGCAGUACAGAGCCCCUGCCUGUGACCGGAUAUAGGUAUGGGUGGGGAUGUCACCCCAUUCACCUCUGCACCCAUUUUCACUGCCAAGUUUGUGCUGGAGGCACGAAGGGAACUCUUCCCAUGUCCCAGACAGACCUCAGCGCACAUAACCUUAUCUCUGUAUCUCCAUGUCUUUGUCUGGGGUGGGGAGUAGCCGGGGUGGGGCGGAGAACAUCUGCCUCACCCCCCCCCACAAGGGGGUCAGGGAACUUACACGCAUGUUAAGCACCUAGCAGAGAGCCUGGCCUAUGGCAGCACUUGGCGUGAGACAUUUUACCCUCCGCCUGUGGCCCCGUCUCACUUUCUCAUACUGGGCUCCUCUCUGCUCUCUGGCUCCUCCUACACCCCUGGCCAGGUCCUGAAUGAGUCGGAUCUGGACAAUGACAACAUGCUGUCUUUCUCAGAGUUUGAACAUGCUAUGGCCAAGUCUCCAGACUUCAUGAAGUAAGGUGCUCUGGAGUGGGGGAGGGGGAGAGACCAGCAUAGUGGGGGUGGGCAGGAAGAGCCAACGAAGCCCCUCAUCUUCCCAAGGAGGUCAUGAGUUUCCAGGGUACUUUGCCGAUUCUUUCAGAGUCAGCAAACCUGGAGCUUUGGAGAAAUUCAGUAACCUACAUUUCUAACCUUUUGAAAGAAGGAGUGGGGUUUUAACCAGCAAAGGCAAGAUUAUAUUCCAGGCUCUGCAAAUGACGUGGGUGGUCCUGACUUCAGGUGCUGCCCAUCUAGAGGUGGCCUGGCACACCGGCGUCUUCCCCCCAGGCACAGGGGGCUCUAGGACUGACCAGCAGGUGGCCUUUGCCACUGCCUGUCCCGCUCCCCUGCCCCCUGUGGUCACCAGGAGUCGGGGAUUUGCAUGGGGGUGUGAAGAUGCUGGUCAUGGGGUAUUUCCAAACCUUUUUUCAGGUAGAAGGGUCAUUAAUGGUCUCAUAGCUUGGUGCAGACACCCUUGAGAUGACUGGCCAUCUCCAUAUUGCCCAGGCCAUGUUUAACCAUCUUGUUUGGAUCCUUCCAGUUAUGGGGAAAGCACCACCCCUGGAGGCAGCCCAUUCAUGAUCGCACAGCCCUGUUAGAAUGCCCUUCUUGGGUGGAGUUGGCAUCUGUUUGCAUACAUCUGCCCUUGGUCUUAUAGUCUAGGUGAAUUUGAUAGCAAAGAAUGGCCACGCAUGAUGGUUUAACUAACCAAUCGGAAAAAGAACAAAGACAACUAGACCUCAGAGAAUACCUGGUCAGGAACCGAAGAUGGUGUAUUUUCUCUCUUCUCUGUGCCUGGAGUCUCUGCCUCUCUCCUCAGCUCCUCUGCACUUAGCUCUACAUGCAAACCAGAAAUCUCUCCUUUGUCAGACAGGAGGCCACUCAUGGCCUCCCGGCAGCAGUCGGUCACUCCUAAGUAAUAUCUCUCAGCUCUGACUCCAAAUUCCCAGACAGAGAAUCCUAUUGGCCUGAGUCGGGUCAGGUGUCCACCCCUCAUCCAGUCACGUGGUGGGAGGAGAGGGCUCUCCAGGCCAACCCCGCUGCUAUGGGGCCCAGGCCUGGGCAGACCCUCCGAAAGACUGUCCACACUUGGAACCACCCCAACUAAGGUAAUUCCUCUUCUUCCAGAACAGCUCAGCACAUAACUGAGGCCAGAAUCUUGUCCUCCUUGCCUUUUUCUUUGAACCUCUCCCAUUUCUUUCCAUUGGUUUUGGCACCACGAGGUUCUGACACCCUUCACUUUCUGGUGAUGCUAAAAGGAACAUAAGGCUUUGGGAGGGUUUGCAACAGCUGCAAACCGACCAUCCCAGAGAGAGGGACGAGAGGGGGCCUCCAGGACCACUAUGAACCUGGAAAGUGGAGGGCACUUUAGAGCUGUAGCUCAGGGUGGCUCAUGGGAUGCUUUCUCUUAGCUCCUUUCGGAUUCACUUCUGGGGCUUUUGAUGUGGCCACAAAUACCUGAGCUGGCAGCCUCGAAGGGGACUACUGGAACUUGGAAUUCAACCCCCUUCAGGCACUGGGGGACUCUGAUCAGAAGUAUGACUUUGUCCCUGUCCUACCUCAGUUCUAGACUAUUGUUUAUUCAAUAAAGCAAAACAAAAGCCUUUCCCAUCCCCCACCAGUUCAUCUUUUGAAUACAGGAUCGCGUAGAAGUACCUUUUAUUAGGGACCGCUCAUUCCAGGGCUUAAGUUUGCUGGUGACAGCAAGCUAGCUGGGAUGACCAGCCUUUUUGAGGACAGGGUUCAAAUCCCAACCCACAUCACAGCAGGGACCAGGCCAAAUGGGAUGAAGUUUACGCAGAAAAUCCACGUCAUUCCCUUCCUUCACUGGAGCUACCUCCCAGCAUCUCCUACUGCCAACUACAGAGACAUGUAUAUAGUGGUCAUUCUAGCUGGUGGCCAGCUUCCCAGUCCUUGUCAUGGGAGAAGGCAUCUAGGACCCACUUGGCACCCCCAGGCUCCAGGAUGCAACAGUGUGGACCAGCAGUGGGGUUUAUUUGCUUUGCUCUUCAGCCAAAUCCUGGAAUGAACUUGGCCACCACAGGGACCCUGUGGCACCCCGGUAAUCAAGGAGUCUGGGUCACAGGAGAAGCCCCUUAUACGGUCUCUGAGAGCUGACAGAUGCCUCUCUGAUGGGCACACAGUUUUUCUUGUCUACAUUGUCCUCUAAGAAGGUGUCUAACCACUGGCUCCCAGGGGAGGGGCUGUCUCACUGUGACAUGUACUUGAACCUGCAGUGGUCUCUUUGCCUUUAGGUCCUG
Messenger RNA from Zalophus californianus (California sea lion), 3408 nucleotides. RefSeq names its product calcium and integrin binding family member 4 (gene CIB4). Gene Ontology annotation, molecular function: calcium ion binding. The record is from RefSeq and is a predicted model, not a curated record. Bases 34 to 480 code for a protein of 148 amino acids. The transcript is spliced from 6 exons. NCBI's taxonomy places the organism in Eukaryota, Metazoa, Chordata, Mammalia, Carnivora, Otariidae.